Grosmannia clavigera kw1407 is the source of this 948-nucleotide messenger RNA. RefSeq lists its product as uncharacterized. The transcript has 3 exons. The coding region runs from base 1 to 948 and encodes 315 amino acids. Lineage: Eukaryota; Fungi; Ascomycota; Sordariomycetes; Ophiostomatales; Ophiostomataceae. The record is from RefSeq and is a predicted model, not a curated record.
AUGUUUUUUGACACCGAAAUACCAAGAGCCUUGACGACGGCACGUCACGAGAAACCAGACGACUUUGUGAAUGCUUGGCGCGUCUUGCGCUGCAAGUACGAUGAGAGGUUCCCGACGACUUCCUCGCAGCGUGAAGCCAGAGAUCUGGUUAAAUCCCUGUUUACCGUCCAAGACAAAGACCCUCAUCAAUAUUCAACUGCUGCAGCGGCCUUCGGACGCAUAGAGAAGUCGGACGCAAAAGGAGGCCACGCUAGCCAAGGCGUCUUGUCUACCUUGCUCGGUCAACACGCCAGGUUUUCUGCGAUGAACGGCAAGUAUCUUGCGCCAUACUCGACAAUUGUGGGGCCAUCGGGAAUAGGGAAGUCGUUUUCCAUCACGAUCGCAAAGUGCUGCAAAGAGGUUGGCAUAACGGCCGCAGGCCUCUUCGAACUGCUGACAGGAAGCACAAAGGAAGUCGCUGCUCUGCGCCAGAAGCUAGAAGGGUUGUUCAAUACUACUUUAGUCGACGUUUCGACUGUUCACAACAUGCUUGACCAGUUAAAGGCCAGCCUCGAAGCGUUGGGGCUAAACUCGCCUCCGAUCUCGCCGCUUGAGGACAAGACGCAGCCUGUCAUUAUCUGCUUUGACGAAGCUAGGGCACUUCUGGACGACGGCACAAACUCUGCUUUUCGGAGCUUGCGGAGGGCUGCAAAAACCAUUGUUGAAGGCAACGACGAGAAGGAGACAAAGGAAGCAAAGGCACCCUUCUUCAUUGUUUUGCUCGACACGACUUCUAGAAUAAGCAAUUUCACGCCCUUAGACCGAUACGACCAAAGUGCGAAGGUUCUAAAGGAUGAACUUUUACAUUUGCUCUCCUAUCCUAGCCGAGGCUAUGGUGGCAUCAUCGAUGCGAUACUUGAUCUCAAUUUCACCAGACAGGAACAGCCUGGUGACGACGCAGCCAAGUGA